AAGACGGCAGGUUUGAUUUAAGCCUGGUGACUGCGUGUUUGAGAUAAAAGUUACAACGAUAUUGAUGCCUUCAAGAUUUCCUCCAGGAGAAGCCCUGUCAGAGCCAGAGCCAAACAGGGGCUCCUUCAUCCCUGUGAACCGCAACGUGUUGCACCCAAGGGCCCCGAGUGUGUAUAUGCUGGCUAUUUCUGGAUACCUGGAGCCACAUGACUUUACCACGAUUUGAUCAAGGAACAGCAUGCCUGGAGGGAAAGUACUGCAGCUGAGAUUUGGGCUUUCAGAUGGAGGAAGAGUGUGAGCAGGUCUGUGAGGAGGAGGCACGAGCAGAUGAAGCCAUGCUGUGGUCCAUCCGGGAGGCUCUGGAGAGGCAGACCCUGCAGAUAGGAGCGUCCGCCUGCGGGGCCACGGCUGUGGUGGAUGUGCUGAAGGCGCUCGGCGUGGACGUGGCCCCCGAGGAAGCAGACCGCUGCGUCCAAACACGCCUGAGGAGGAACGAGUCACCGCUGCCGGACUACCUGCUGUCCCGGAGCGAAGCCGGUGCGACUCACGCUCAACUCAUCCGAGGAGCAGAGGAGGCCAGUCAGGACCACGUAACGGGUCGCUUCUUCCACUUUCACCCUCGGCGGCUGGUCAAACUGGUCCCCUGGCUCGCACGCUGGAUCCGAAAGGGUGCCGUUCCCGUGGCGACCAUGAACAUGCAGCUGGCUGUACCCGAGGGAGAGGAGGUGCCCGACGCCUGGCACCAUCAGCUCAUAUUUGGCGUGGCGCCAAAUGCUGUUUUCAUGACUAAUCCUUUAGAUGUAGUGAGCGAGGCAGAGUUACACCAGAGACUCUGCAGUGAAUCUGUGCUGCUGAUUCGCCGAGAAGACGUCCUGCAGCGGCUGACAGCAGACACCUGUCUUUCCAGCCUGUCGGACCCGCGGUGGAAAGCCCUGGAUGUCGAAGGUCAGGUGAGGCAGAUGCGCCUAGAAGAGAAAGAAGGUGGAGCCAAGUUGAUGCACAUCACGAUCCCCGCAGCGUACAGUUCAGGCAUCACAGUCUUCGCACUUCAACAGUCGGAGUUGGGACGGGAACUCCUCAGUGCUCCUGAGCUCCCUUUGUUGUGACCAGACUGACGCUGACCGACUCGGGGCUUGUUUACUGUGAUGUAACAAUAGACGUGAUAAACAGUUCUAUCAUGCAUCAUCUAUCACUCACUGUGUCCCAUGCAUUGGAAACAGUGUAUUGUGAGUGACUUUCUUGAAUAAACUAAGUUUCAAAUAAUGAGAGGAAGCAACACCAGAUUUGUUUUUACGUCUUCUCUUAACUGGAAUUAAAAUGCAGAUCACCAUUUCGCCACUUCACACCAUCUCCCGGUUAGCUUUAGGAUUGACUUUCAUAAUGCAUGGAUUUCUUCUGAUGUUCUGCAGUCUGAGCUCCUCUGGUUGCUUCUCAGGCCACAUUAAGCUCUCAGGGUGGUGGAGUCAGUGCAGCCAGGGUGCCAAGAUGAUGACACAGUAAAAGAAAAAUCCCCAUCUGUUUCCCCGCUCACUUUUCACCAUAUCAGAUCCUCUGUUUAAGUAAAAAUACAUCAUUGGAGUACAAAGAGCAAAAAUCAUUCACUGUGGAGCUGGAUGGUUCGUAUAUUUUUUUGAUUCUCCUUAUCUCCUUACUUGAGUCAAUAAUAUAAAUUUAUUUGCAUUUGUACCUUAUGGUUUAUAGUACAAGAAAAACAAAGAAUCGAUGGCUGCAUGUAACAGUUAUUAAUACUGGUUUGAAAAAUGAGUGCACUGGCUCUUAUUCUUUUUGUUAAUAAAUUAGAUGUAUUUUAAACUAA
Molecule: messenger RNA, 1816 nt
Organism: Scatophagus argus
Lineage: Eukaryota; Metazoa; Chordata; Actinopteri; Scatophagidae
Exons: 6
Coding region: 282-1106 (274 amino acids)
Source: RefSeq, a predicted model, not a curated record